ACAUAGUUUAGUCUGUUUCAGAUCUUCAAAUUGAAGGCAACCUUUGCAUAACCUAACCCAAAAACAAGGAUUCACUAUGCAAAAAACUCUGUUGAUAUUCCUUGGCAUCUUGGCUGUGGGCUGGACCGCCAGCCUGGGUGCAACCGGCGACGAGCCACUUGUGUGCCAGUUCGAGGACGAGCUGUGGGGCGGCGAGGAUAUACGCAAAUUCUACUUCUGCAUCAAUGGCCAAGUAAUCGAGGACACGUGCGACACGGACUAUUACUUUGUGAACAAUUCCACCUUCUCGGGCUGCCUGCCCUCGAAUCUGAUGAAUCCGCAGUGCGUCAACCUGGACGCCGUCGAGCCCGACUGCGAGGGCCUCGCCAGCCAGCAGCCGCAGCCCAGCGCUUCGCUGAACAAGUUCUACCUGUGCACCAACGAAGGCGCCAAGGAGCUAUCCUGCGAGCAGGGCAAGGCCUUUGUCAACCAGGAUGGCUACCUCGGCUGCUUCGCCUGGACACAGUGGCGCAUGCUGCGCCACUGCACCGAUGAUCCGUAAGGAGGCCUAGCAGCAGCUCUACAUAUCUUCUAAUUUGGGAUUCUUCCAAGACCAUCGCUUAUCGCUUAUCGCUGUCCGAACUGAGUGUUUGUUUUACUUUAAAAUGAUUGCAAAAUAAUUGAUAUAUGAGCGGCAUCCGAUAUGAUAAGCGCGACAUGGA
Molecule: messenger RNA, 701 nt
Organism: Drosophila guanche
Lineage: Eukaryota; Metazoa; Arthropoda; Insecta; Diptera; Drosophilidae
Exons: 2
Coding region: 77-541 (154 amino acids)
Source: RefSeq, a predicted model, not a curated record